Messenger RNA from Closterium sp. Naga37s-1, 2673 nucleotides. The record is from the annotation of a GenBank genome assembly. Lineage: Eukaryota; Viridiplantae; Streptophyta; Zygnematophyceae; Desmidiales; Closteriaceae.
AUGGACGUAGGUGCUACUGGUGCUGCUGGAGCUGCUGGAGGUACUGCUGCCGCUGGAGGUGCUGCUGGCGCUGCUGGAGGUACUAUUGGUUCUGGUGCUGCUGGAGCUGCUGGAGCUGCUGCUGCUGCUGGCGGUGCGGCUGGCGCUGCUGGAGGUGCUGCUGGUGCUGCUGGCGCUGCUGGAGGUGCUACUGGUGCUGGAGAUACUGGAGCUGCUGGUGGUACUGCUGCUGCUGGCGGUGCUGCUGGCGCUGCUGGAGGUGCUGCUGGUACUGGUGCUGCUGGAGCUGCUGGAGGUGCUGCUGCUGCUGGUGGUGCUGCUGGCACUGCUGGAGGUGCUGCUGGUACUGGAGCUGCUGGGGACCCUGCUGCUGCUGGCGGUGCUGCUGGAGCUGCUGGGACUGGCCCUGCUGAGGGGGUUGGAGCUGGAGGUGCUGAGCGGCCACGGCCGUACUACGUUCCGCUCCUUCAGCAGGUUCUUGGCCUUCCGCCCUCUCCUGGUCCUACUCCUCCCCUACUGAGUCCACCGCUUGUCCAGUCGCAGUCACAGUUACAGCCAGUCUCUCCACUUCCUGGUCCUUCUCCCUACACUGCGCCGACGGGAGGUCUUACGGAGCGUCGUGAGCCUGAGUCUCGUCCUCCGUCGCCUGAGACUCGUCCAGAGUCGUCUGAGUCGCGUCCAGAGUCGCCUGUCCGCGCUGUCCGCGCUGGUCGUCGUGUUCCACGUCAGCGUCCUCCUCCUGUCCUUGGCACUCACUAUAUGACCCUGCGUCCCUCUACUGCUCCACAGCGUGUCCCACUGCCGUCUCCACCAGCGUCCUCUCUUCCUGCUCUUGCUGACCCGGAGUCUGACUCUCUUCGUGCUGCCAGUCCUACUGUCACGCGUCUCCUUGCCACUACUGUCACUGACCCUUCCUUUGAGUCCUCUGCUGCGUCUGCUCUAGUCGCUGAGCUUGUUGACUUUGCUGCUGCCUGUCGUCUAGACUACGCCGCUAGCCUUGUUGCUGAGUCUGAGUCUGAGUCUGUCUGUCCUCCGUCUGUCGGGGGUGAGUGUGCUCUUGGCACGGACGUCCUUGAGGACAGACAGGAGGAGUUUGAGUGCUUUGCCGCUGCUUUGCCUCAUCUCGUGUCCAUGCUAGUUGCCCCUGAGGGAGACCCGGAUGCACCAGACAUCCCGACCCCACGCUCCUACGCAGAGGCGAUGGAGGGUCCCUACUCCUCUCAGUGGCAGACAGCAAUGGACGCAGAGAUGGCUUCCUGGAAGUCCACAGGCACCUACGUCGACGAGGUUCCCCCACCUGGGGCGAACAUCGUCAGUGGCAUGUGGAUUUUCAGGGUGAAGCGGCCGCCGGGUUCUCCGCCUGUCUUCAAGGCGCGUUACGUUGCACGAGGCUUCAGUCAGCGAGAGGGAGUUGACUUCUUCCAGACCUUCUCCCCGACCCCGAAGAUGACCACUCUUCGGCCUGCACGAGGAGAUCUGGCUGCGCCGCCCACCUGGCUUCACUGGGUCGUUCCCUCCUGGUACCCAGUGGAGCCUCCGGCGGCCAGUCUACGGUCUCCGCCAGGCACCCGUGAGUGGCACGACACACUGAGGACUACUCUUGCUGCUCUUGGGUUUGCUCCUUCUACUGCUGACCCGUCGCUGUUUCUACGCACCGACACCACUCUGCCGCCGUUCUACGUUCUUGUUUACGUAGACGACUUGGUCUUUGCUACUGCUGACACUGAGGCACUCGCCCACGUGAAGUCGGAGCUGCAGAAGAGACACACGUGCACAGACCUGGGUGAGCUGACAAGCUAUCUUGGCUUGCGGAUCACCCGGGACAGAGCACAGCGCACCAUCACCUUGACUCAGUCACACAUGGUGCAGCAGGUCCUUCAGCGCUUCCGCUUCACGUACUCCUCGCCUCAGCCCACUCCUCUGCCUACCGGUCACUCGCUCUCAGCUCUGCCUUCGGAUGAGUCCGUAGAGCCGAGUGGCCCGUAUCCAGAGCUUGUGGGCUGCCUCAUGUACCUGAUGACCUGCACUCGACCUGACCUGGCAUACCCUCUUAGCAUCCUAGCACGCUAUGUCGCUCCCGGCCGUCACCGGAAGGAGCACAUGGAUGCCGCUAAGAGGGUGUUGCGCUACUUGUGCAGUACGUCGGGCAUGGGGCUCGUGCUUGGAGGUCGGAGCGACGUUGUCCUCACGGGUCACUCAGACGCUUCUUGGGCUGACGACCAGGCUACGCAGCGGUCGUCUCAGGGUUACACCUUCAGCCUUGGCUCUGGUUCAGUUUCUUGGCGUUCUACUCGCUCUUCUUCUGUUCUCAGCUCCAGUUGUGAGGCUGAGAUCUACGCCACAGCCAUGGCUGCACAGGAGUUACGCUGGCUCACCUACCUGCUGACCGACCUGGGAGAGCGGCCUCGUUCUCCUCCAGUGCUGUACGUUGACAACAAGGCCGCCAUUGCCUUGUGUGAGGAGCACAGACUGGAGCACAGGACGAAGCACAUCGCUCUGCGCUACUUCCUUGCUCGAGAGCUGCAGCAGCGUGGUCAGCUUCGUCUGCGUUACGUGGCCACUCGGGCCAACACUGCUGAUGUGUUCACCAAGGCACUUCAGCCUUGUGACCAUCAGCGUUUCUGUACUGUUCUAGGCCUUGUGCCUACUCUCCCUCACUUGCUCACUUCUUGA